AUGUCCAGCGCGCAUUAUUUGAGGCGGCGAGCGGCGCUGCCUGUCGCCCGGCCGAAUUAUCGGUUCCUAGCACCUUCUCGCAAUCGCGAUCACCACGCAAACGGCGACGCUUCGCAGACCACCUGGUUCGACGAGGACACGCACGGCGGGGCGAUCCAGACGCACCUGCGACGCGAGAUGCAGGUCAACAUUCAGACCUACCUCCAGGACGCCGGGGUUGCGCCAACAACGGCAGCUAUCAUGUCGACCGACAUCGUCCGGGACGUCUAG
Colletotrichum gloeosporioides is the source of this 270-nucleotide messenger RNA. RefSeq lists its product as uncharacterized. NCBI's taxonomy places the organism in Eukaryota, Fungi, Ascomycota, Sordariomycetes, Glomerellales, Glomerellaceae. The record is from RefSeq and is a predicted model, not a curated record. The transcript has a single exon. The coding region runs from base 1 to 270 and encodes 89 amino acids.